GCCGCGUCCUGCAAGCUGGAUCGCCAUGGAGCUGGAGAACAUCGUGGCCAACACGGUCCUCCUGAAAGCCCGGGAAGGAGGUGGAGGAAAGCGGAAAGGGAGGAGCAAGAAAUGGAGAGAGAUCCUCAAGUUCCCGCACAUCAGCCAGUGCGAUGAUCUUCGGAAAAGCCUGGAACGAGACUACAGCAGCCUGUGUGGCAAGCAACCCAUCGGCAGGCUGCUUUUCCGCCAGUUCUGCGAGACUCGGGUGGAACUCCUCCGGUGCAUCCACUUCCUCGAUGUUGUGACAGAGUAUGAGCUUUCCCCAGACGAGAAGCGCAGGGAAAUGGGAGAAGAGAUCAUCUGCAGGUUCUUCAAUAGUGAGUCCCAGGACUAUAUGGCCGAGAUCAGCCAAACCCUUAUGAACGAGUGCAAGGAGAACCUGCAGAGAAGUUCCUGCAAAGAUCUCUUCAGCAACUGCAUGCAACGCCUGCACGAGUACCUGAGUGGAGCCCCUUUCACGAAUUACCAGGACAGCAUGUACUUCGACAGGUUCCUCCAGUGGAAAUACCUGGAGAGACAAUCGGUGACCAAAGACACCUUCAGGCAAUACCGAAUUCUUGGGAAAGGUGGCUUCGGAGAGGUUUGUGCAUGCCAGGUGCGAGCUACAGGGAAGAUGUACGCUUGCAAGAAACUGGAGAAGAAGCGCAUCAAGAAGCGGAAAGGGGAGGCCAUGGCUCUGAAUGAGAAGCUGAUCCUAGAAAAGGUCAACAGCCGGUUUGUGGUUAACUUGGCCUAUGCCUACGAGACCAAGGAUGCCCUCUGCCUGGUCCUCACCAUCAUGAACGGGGGAGACUUGAAGUUCCAUAUCUACAACAUGGGCAACUCCGGCUUCGACAAUGAACGGGUCACCUUCUACGGUGCAGAGAUUUGCUGUGGCCUUGAGCAUUUGCACAGGGAGGGCAUUGUGUACAGGGACUUGAAGCCGGAGAACAUUCUUCUUGAUGACGAUGGUCAUAUCCGGAUCUCGGACCUGGGGCUGGCCAUCAAGAUCCCAGAGGGCGAGACCAUCCGUGGCCGCGUAGGAACCGUUGGCUACAUGGCUCCCGAGGUGAUUAACAACGAGCGCUACUCCUUCAGUCCGGAUUGGUGGGGGCUGGGCUGCCUCAUCUACGAGAUGAUCGAGGGACAGUCGCCCUUCCGCGCCCGCAAGGAGCGGGUGAAGCGGGAGGAGGUGGAGAAGCGGGUGCAAGAGGAGCAGGAGCAGUACUCAGAUAAAUUCUCAGAAGACGCCAAGGCCAUCUGCAAGGCGCUCCUGACCAAAGAUCCCAAGCACCGGCUCGGGUGCAAGGCAGACGGAGCAGUCCAAGUGAAGUUGCACCCGUUCUUCAAGACCAUCAACUUCAAGCGGCUGGAAGCAGGGAUCAUGAAACCCUCGUUCGUGCCAGAUCCCCGGGCCGUGUACUGCAAAGACGUGUUGGACAUUGAGCAAUUCUCCACGGUGAAGGGGGUCAACUUGGACCAAACGGACAACGACUUCUAUGCCAAAUUCACCAUAGGCAGCGUCCCCAUCCCCUGGCAGAACGAGAUGAUCGAAACUGAAUGCUUUAAAGAUCUAAAUGUCUUUGGACCAAAUGGCACCCGAUCCCCAGAUCUGGACUGGAAACAGCUCCCCGAUCCUCCCAAACGUAGCCUGCUGCAGCGGCUCUUCCGGCGAAAUCCGAGUGACUUCACCAUCAGCACCAACGCACACACCAACCUGUCAGCGGCUCCUUCACCAGGCCGGCCCACGGCACAGGCUCCUUCCUGACCCUUGACAUGGAGGCCCCGUGGAGCUGUGGCCUUUCUGUUGCCUUCUCAGGGUUGCCUUAGGCA
Molecule: messenger RNA, 1854 nt
Organism: Euleptes europaea (tarantolino)
Lineage: Eukaryota; Metazoa; Chordata; Lepidosauria; Squamata; Sphaerodactylidae
Product: G protein-coupled receptor kinase 5-like
Exons: 16
Coding region: 26-1789 (587 amino acids)
Biological process (GO): regulation of signal transduction; signal transduction; protein phosphorylation
Cellular component (GO): cytoplasm
Molecular function (GO): ATP binding; G protein-coupled receptor kinase activity
Source: RefSeq, a predicted model, not a curated record